Molecule: messenger RNA, 2022 nt
Organism: Pseudozyma flocculosa PF-1
Lineage: Eukaryota; Fungi; Basidiomycota; Ustilaginomycetes; Ustilaginales; Ustilaginaceae
Exons: 2
Coding region: 1-2022 (673 amino acids)
Molecular function (GO): protein binding
Source: RefSeq, a predicted model, not a curated record
AUGGCUCCGGUGCCACAGCAGGCCUCGCAGGCCGCACACCAGGCCUCGCAGCAGGCCGCCCAGGCCGCCUCGCGCGCACAGACGACGGCCGAGAACACAGCUAACAAGCUGCAGCGGUGGGUGCAGGAAAACCGCAACCUCGUCAUCGCCCUGGCAACGGGCACCCUCGUCGCCGGAGGCUACUUCCUCUACUCUCGCAGCUCCACUGCCAGCAGCAAGAAGAAGAGCAUCCCCGGCGCCCACGACGACGACGAAGACGACGACGAAAAGGCCUCGGCCUCGACCUCGUCGGGCGCCGCCGGUGCCGCCAAGAAGAAGAAGAAGAAGAGCUCCAAGAAGAAGGGUGGCGCCGCUGGUGGCGCCGGUGCGGCCGGCGAUGCUUCGGCGAGUGGCAACGCCGGGACAAGAUCUGAAGGCCUGCCCUCGGACCCCAGCGGUCCGCUGCUCGACGAGGCGACCGACGAGCAGCUCGCCGGCCUCUCCGAGUCCGAGAUUCUCCGGCUGCCCGAGGAGCGAAGAAAGUCGCUCGCCCAGCACCUCAAGUCGCUCGGCAACAAGGCCUACUCGAACCGGCAGUUCGAAAAGGCCAUCGAGCAUUACACCAAGGCCAUCGCUGCCCACCCCAUGGCCGUCUUUUACUCGAACCGCGCCGCGUGCUACUCGAACCUUUCCAAGCCCGAGCUUGUGGUGCCCGACUGCGACGAGGCGCUGCGUAUGGACAAGACCUACGUCAAGGCGCUCAACCGCAGGGCGGUGGCGCGCGAGCAGCUUGGCAGCCCCGCCGCCGACGCCGCCUCGGCCGAGGGGCUGGGCGAGGAAAAGGCCGAGCUGCUGUUCCAGUCGCUCGCCGACUUCACCGCCGUCGCCAUCCUCGGCCAGUUCAAGGACGCCUCGGCCACCGAGAGCGUCGAGCGCGUGCUGCGGAAACUCGCCACGGGCAAGGCCCAUGACAUUCUGCGCACCCGCGAGCCCAAGCUGCCCUCGCCCACGUUCGUCACGGCCUACCUCGAGGCGUUCCGGCGCAAGGACGUGCCGACGCUGCCCGAGAACCCGUCGCAGGGCGACCAGACGCUCGUCAAGGCCUACGAGGCGCUCGACGCCAAAAACUACCCGCACGCGCUGAGCCUCUUCAACGAGGCCAUCGAGCAGGGCCUCAGCAACGAGGAUCUCGAGGCCAACGCGUACAACAUGCGCGGCACCUUCCGAUUCGUCAUUGGCAACGCCAAGGAGGCGCUGUCGGACCUGGAGCGCUCCACCAGCCUGCGGCCCGACUAUGUCCAGUCGUGGGUCAAGAAGGCCAGCGUGCACAUGGAGCUGUCGGACAAGGAGGCGGCGUUCGAGGACUUUGACCGCGCCAUCCAGGCCAACUCGGACGACCCGGACAUCUACUACCACCGCGGCCAGGUCAACUUUAUCCUGGGCGAGUUUGACGCGGCCAUCAAGGACUACGAGAAGUCGACGUCGCUCGACGACACCUUUAUCUUUUCGCAGGUGCAGUACGCCGUGGCGCAGUACAAGAACGGCAACAUUGGCCACUCGACGGCGUCGUUCCGCAAGCUGCUGCGCACGUUCGAGGGCUCGUCGGAGGCGUACAACUACUACGGCGAGCUGCUCCUCGACCAGCAGAAGUUUGAGGAGGCCAUGGACAAGUUUGACCGCGCCAUUGAGAUCGAGGCGGCCAAGGAGGGGAGCACCAACGUGCUGCCCAUGAUCAACAAGGCGCUCGCCCUCUUCCAGUGGAAGCAGGACAUGGCGGCCGCCGAGGACCUGUGCCGCCGCGCGCUCGACAAGGACGAGGACUGCGACGUGGCCGUCGCCACCCUCGCGCAGCUCAGCCUGCAGCAGGGCAAGAUCCAGGACGCCAUCAAGUACUUUGAGAGGAGUGCAAAGAUUGCCCGAACCGAGCCCGAGCUCAUCAACGCCAUCACCUACGAGAACGCAUCACGGGCGCAGCUCAAGUUCAUCCAGGACUUCCCGGAACAGGGUGCGGCUCUGGGCCAGAUGGCGGGCGCCAUGAUGUGA